This is a messenger RNA of Biomphalaria glabrata, 3862 nucleotides long. RefSeq names its product N-chimaerin-like. Lineage: Eukaryota; Metazoa; Mollusca; Gastropoda; Planorbidae. The coding region runs from base 1471 to 3195 and encodes 574 amino acids. The transcript is spliced from 13 exons. Gene Ontology annotation, molecular function: GTPase activator activity. Gene Ontology annotation, biological process: signal transduction; regulation of GTPase activity. The record is from RefSeq and is a predicted model, not a curated record.
AUAUCAGUUUUUUACAGAUUGGAUCAUCAUCAAAUCUUAUGUUUGAAUGGAUGGCCACCUGGCCAUGUAUGCGCUUUAGAUUAUCACAAUGAUUUUGUGUUGGAACACUGUCCACUUUAAUCCCAUGUCGUCCGUCAUGCACUCCUGGUUUGGACUAGGACAUAAUAAUCUUCAUUUCUGAAGAAACUUAUCUGUGCCCACCAUAAUUCUGAUCCUGGAAUUUCGACAAAAAGCUAAUUACAUUUUAAGCCGUAAUAUUAUGUAAAAAAAAUAUUUAAUGUAAAGAGCCAAAGCCCUCCACCUUAGACUAACAUAUAUUUUUUUUCACCCAGUAAUUUCUUACCAUGAGCUUGGGAUAAAAGAAAAUUGAUCACUUUUCACAUUCCAUACUCACUUUCUCAAAUCAAUGGUUUUUUUUUGUUGUUGUUUUGUGCCAACUGUGUUUAAAUACAUAUCUUUAAUCACUUGAAAACACUUAAUAGCACUCUUAGGUGCAUAAGCCACAAUUGUCAGCGUAGAUCUGUGUGUGUGUGUGUGUAUGUAGUAAAAAAAUUAUAAGUGAAUUUUCUUCUUAGGUUUCCAUAGUAAAUAAAUACAGUCGGAGCAAACAAUACAAUUUUAUAAAAACAAUUCAGUGAACAUUUUUUUCAAAACAUAAUGAUGAUGAAGAGUUUAGUGCUUUUUUCACAAAAGUGUCAACUAAAUGGUGUGUGCAUUGUACCCAUGUUCACAUUCAUUAGUGAACUCUUUGUAUAGUCACCCUGAGUCUUGACUACAUUGUUAGAUUUAUUUACUUGAACACUCAUUGUGUUGUUAAGCUAGUGUUGUUAUUGGCUUAAUGAGUGCUCCCCCAAACAUGGUCUCGGUUCAAGCCAUUGCAGCCAUUAUAAAAAAUAUCAUUUGGUUUACACUUCCUGUUUUUUAAGAACCCAUUGAGUUAGUCAGCCUCAUGACUGGAGUGUUUCAUUUCAUUGCUUGUGUAGUUGACUACUCUCAUGUCCUUUUUUUUUCCCCCUACCUAUAUAAAGUAAAGGCUUUAUCAUUUAGUAGUGAGGUGUAAAAAGCAUGGAGUUCAUAUUUAUAAAAGAAGGGCAAAUUUUUUUGCUUGCCUUAAUAUUAAAAUGAAAGAAUUUUCAUGAUAUGAAGUGGAUAUAGUGGCACUGAACUGCUUGGUUCACUUAGAAAGUUUUAAAUUGAUGGAUUCUUUUUGUGUCGUAUUUCAAACGUGCAAUGUUUAAAAAAAAAUUUAUUGUGUCUUCCAUCUCAAUUUCAUAAAUGGCAGUCAUAGAGUUAAAGCUGCAUAUUUUGAUCAUUAGAUUUGUUUUGUGUGUAGAUGACAUAAAAAAAAAUAUAGUCAGGGUAAAGUCAUUUUGUCAAAUGAUUUUGUUAGGUACUGUUUCUAAAGCUAUAGUCCUGUUUUGAUGGAGGUUUAAGCUCUCAAUACAGCAAUUGUUUUGAACAAGCAAGCAAAUGUCCGAAAAAAGAUUCAAAGUUCAAGAGUCUCCUGCACUUGUCAGGCUUAGGAAAUCCGAGAGUCCCAUGGCUGCCACAAAAGCCAGUGAGAGAAAGUUGGCAGCAAGGUUUUACUCCACAGACACUGCCAUGGAUUACACCCAGGGUUACCGGGAAGAUUUGGAUGGGGAUAAAGCUAAUUGCAGGCGUUCAGCAAGCCUGCAGCAGCACAGUACCAUAGGUACUGGGGUGUAUAAGAAAAAUAUUCCUGGGGAUGUGAACAGUGGCACCUUAGGUACUUAUAAGAAGCCUGCACCUGUGGUGCGUCAGAGAUUAAAAAGAAAAGAUGAUUAUUAUACUGUUGUUGCAGAUGGAGAGGAUACCCAGAGUGUGCCGACAUGGAAUACUUACCUCUACCAGCUACAGCAGCAGGCUCCCAAGCCAGUUUGUAUACAGUGCCAGCAAGAGGUUCCCAACAAACCUCCACAGUAUGGAAAAGAGUUUCAUGGUACACUGAGCCGGCAAGAAGCUGACAGACUAUUACAGAGUGGAGAUGGCUGUUAUCUGGUCAGGAAAAGUGAUAGAGCACCAGAUGCUUUUACAUUAGCUAUAAGAUUUGAGGGUGAGACAAAAAAUUAUAAACUGUAUUAUGAUGGCAAGCAUUAUGUGGGGGAGAAAAGGUUUGACUCAAUACAUGACCUGGUGGCUGACGGACUCAUUCAUUUUUUCAUUGAGUUACGAGCCGCUGACUAUAUCAAGACACUGUCUCAAGAGUCCAAUUAUGAGGAGUCUCCUUACAUGGCGUAUAACAUGAAACGUAAAAGAAUGGGCAAAUCCAAAACAGAUGCUAAUGUCAAAGUGAUGAACAAUGAGGCUCUUCAAUUACCGAUGGAAGUUGAUGACUCAGGUCCAGCUACAGAUGUCAAUGAAUAUGAAAAACCACACAUAUUUAAGGUUCAAAAUUUUAUGGGUCUCCAUUGGUGUGACUUCUGUGCCAACUUUAUGUGGGGACUCUUAGCUCAAGGGGUGAAAUGUCAAGAUUGUGGGUUCCAGGCACACAAAAAAUGUAGUGAGAAAGUACCAAACGACUGCAUGCCAGACAUGAAGUAUGUCAAGAGGAUAUUUGGUGGGGACCUGACCACCGUGGUCAAGGCCCAGAAAUCGCUCAUACCAAUCGUUGUAGAAAAGUGUGUCAAGGAGAUAGAGGCUCGAGCAUUAAAUUGUAGUUGUUUACAUUGCAUGGAUAUGGAAGGGUUAUAUCGUCUGGCUGGUUUCCAUGACGAUGUUGAAGCAGUACGAAUGGCUUUUGACAAAGACGCAGAGAACACAGACAUUAGUUCCAGCAAGUAUGAAGAUAUCAACACCAUCUGUAGUGCCCUGAAACUUUAUUUCAGACUGCUGCCUAUACCUUUGAUUACAUGUGAUGUGUACAAAAAACUGAUGGAAAUUAUCAAAACUGAAGACCUGACAGUCUCUGACCAAGUGAAACUAAUGAAGGAGCCACUGUCUUCCCUGCCCCCGGCACACUUCCAUACUUUAAAGUUUAUGUGUGCCCAUCUAGGAAGAGUCGUGGAGAACAAGAGUAAAAACAUGAUGUCCUUUGAGAAUCUAGCUAUAGUCUUUGCCCCAACACUGCUGAGAUCUGACGAUGCUGACCCAAUGGCCAGUCUAAUGGCUGCCAAAUUUGAGCAGAAAAUUAUGGACGUCAUUCUGAGCAAUCACAUCAAACUGUUAGGCAAAUGAUAGCGAAAGAGAAACUUUUGAUAGAAGAAGAAAUUUAUUUUUACACAUUUCAACCGUACUAUAACUUGGAUCUUCCGAAGCCUUAAUGUGCAGUGCAAUAAACUUUUGUUUUUUCGAGGAGUGAAAGGUAGAUAACUGGUGAUAUCCCGUGGAAGUCAGUAAUAUAAGGUGGUUUUCCCCAAAUUUCAUUUUGAUGCACCGAUUCAAUGUACAUUGUAAAAAGUAAAUUUAUAGGGUCACAAAGACACUUUUAGGGGUCACCACCAAAGUAUUUAAAGUAAUAAUUGUUCUAUUACGAGAGCUCGGUGAAUGAUGUCGCACGUGAACUCAAAUUUUAUAUUCCCUACAGUAUCUUCCUCAUUUAUGAAACUCUUGUACAUCAAACCUCAAAGAAUUGAAAAGAUUCUAUAUUUAUAUAUUUUAUUUUUCAUAUUAAAAUGUGUAUGCAUUUAAAUAAUAGAUUUCCACUGUAAUUCCAUUCAAGAAAACAAGAAUGUAUAAUUUAUGUUGUCCUAAAAAAUUGUACUUUAUAGAUCAGUGCACUUUUGAAGAUAAUUUCCACAUUGUCAAGUUUUUUUUUUUUUUUUUAGAACAAUAAAAUGUAUCUUUAUAUUACUUUUGUCUUAAAGAAAUUUUACAUUUAGAGUUAAUGAAAAGAUUUUGAAGU